AUGGCCUCGCAACAAGCUAAUCAACCUCUCCUGAGCUUUACUGGAGAGGUCAUCGUUUCCGCGCUCGAGUCCCAGCGAAGCUUCUCAUGGGACUUCCAGGCAGAACCGGUACGCGUGGUGAUUUGGAAUAUUGAGGGGCUGCUGCGGGGCGCCAAGUUCCCCGAUGACACGGCGGUCGCAGUUCAUUAUUUCUCACCACCUGACUACUUCACAUGCAGAUCUAUCUCCCAGUCUCCUCUUAUUUUGGGUAUACGAGGAGAAAUCGUUGCUGCCGUCAGGCCGAUGAUACGGCCGAAUUACCUGCUCGAUUGCCUCGUUAGGCAGGAGCGGCGUGGCCAGACCGGGCUGCUGCGCGAAUUCUCGGCCUCGAGUACUCUUGUCGGUUUCGUUUGGUCGAUCAUACAACCUGAGAUGCAUGUGAAGGGGCUGAGCUUGGUUACGAAUCCCCUCUGGGCUGCGGAGCAUCUAAUCUCACGAUCUAGCCAUCGAAAGCGCCUUGCGAUCAUGAUUCGUCUAGAUACGAGAGCUCGGCGUAGGAGCCUACGGACCCAGUGUACGGGUUGA
Messenger RNA from Amorphotheca resinae ATCC 22711, 564 nucleotides. RefSeq lists its product as hypothetical. NCBI's taxonomy places the organism in Eukaryota, Fungi, Ascomycota, Leotiomycetes, Helotiales, Amorphothecaceae. The coding region runs from base 1 to 564 and encodes 187 amino acids. The transcript has 2 exons. The record is from RefSeq and is a predicted model, not a curated record.